Lindgomyces ingoldianus is the source of this 2013-nucleotide messenger RNA. Its product is annotated as M6 family metalloprotease domain-containing protein. Gene Ontology annotation, biological process: proteolysis. Gene Ontology annotation, molecular function: peptidase activity. The coding region runs from base 1 to 2013 and encodes 670 amino acids. The transcript has a single exon. The record is from RefSeq and is a predicted model, not a curated record. Lineage: Eukaryota; Fungi; Ascomycota; Dothideomycetes; Pleosporales; Lindgomycetaceae.
AUGACCAUUAUAAUUAGCAUCGCAUUGCUAUCCACCCUCUUACAGGCGUUUCCCGUCGCGAACAAUGAUUCCUCAGACCCUUUCGCCAUCCUUGAUCCUCAGAAUUGGGUGAAUCCAGACGACAUGACUUGGGCAGAUUUCAAAGCCCCACCAGGAGCGACAUGGUCUGAUCCGAGAAGGAAGGGCUCGAUUCGAAAUUUUAACAUCGCGCUCGUUACGGUCGAUUAUUCCGAUAUGCCAUUCGUUAUCACCCAAGCACCAAACUCUACCGUAUUCACCAAUCCUCAGCCAAUCGCGAGCACAUUGAAUGUGACCCGAGCAGGUGUGCCUGCCUUCUAUCGUGAUCUCUUGAACAAGCCGCAAGAGUUGAAUCAAAUGCAUACGUUGCAUGAGUACUGGAUGGAAGACUCCGCGGGUCGCUUUGGCGUUGACUUGACCGCAUUCGGGCCCUAUCGACUGCCGAGCAAGUCGUAUCAAUAUGGAAUCGACGAUGAAGAGGAUGGUUUCAACGAAGGAGGAUGUCCUAGCCAGGGGAAAUGCUCCGCUGACCUCCGUACCGAUGCUUUUGGGGCGUGGCGGGCAGAUGUGGGCAACUCGACUGCAAGUUCCUUUGAACUUGUGUUUAUUCUCUCCGCUGGACAGGACGAAUCAUCAACGUGGCAGGAAUUCGGCGAAAUGUUGUUUCAGUCCAAGGAAGAUGUCCCCGACGCAUUCGGGCCUCCAGAUAAUAGCACAUUGCCAAAUUACGCCGCUACCCGAUACGUGGAUUGGACUUCAUGGGUCUCAGCCGCAAGUAUUUGGCCGAACGCUGGUGGAGGCUCGUCGACCCAGGGCGAAAGCUCUGGAAUGGCAACCUACGCUCACGAACUAUCUCAUCUUCUCGGUAUCGGUGAUAAUUACAACAACCCAUACAGCAUUCCACCUCGCCGGGCUUACACUGGCCCUUGGUCUAUGCUCUCGCGUGGUAGUUUCAACGGUCCUGGUGGUCCUCAUACCAGGUGGAAUAUCCCAUCUCUGCAGGGUGGGUCUAUGGGUUCUUUGCACACUGUGCGAGACAAGCUGCAGAUUGGGUUGCUCGACAACUCGAGUGUGCUUAUGGUAUCUCGUGAAGCCUUGGCAUCCUCAGGUUUGGUGGUGGCUCAGAUUAAGGCACGAUCUGUGGACCCAGGAAACGAAAUCAUAGGCAUGAAAAUUAAAAUGGACUCCGAUCGCUCACCAUUUUGCAACGUCAGCACGGAGCCUCUGUGCGAUGGGGGAGAAUACAACGCCUACAGUGUUGAGGUCAUCGAUCGUAUGGGCGCUGAUUCCUUCACCCCCGACUCUGGUGUCAUGAUCAGCAAGACCAAAGACUCCGACCGUGAACAGCCUUUCCAAUGGACCAUCGAUGCAAAUCCGCAGGAUAUCAAUGUGGUGGAUUUCUACCGGCCGAAUGGUACUGCUUCCAUGCUUUCCAUUGGAGACUACCGUCAACUGGUGGAUGCUUUAUUCCACGCUGGAACGCGUUCUGGGAGCCAAUAUGAGUAUGUCGAUGAGGCUAAUAGGCUUCACUUCUAUAUCCUGGACAUUCUUCGAGAUGAAACUGGUGUGCUGCACUAUAGUGUGGGUGUGAAGUCGCUGGAUAGUAACGGUACAAGCAAAUACAACGUCGAGCUUCGCGACGGAAUGGUGACUGGGCCCUCGUAUUCGAAUUCCACCUAUAAAGCCUUCACCUGCUCUUUUGAGCUAAAGAAUACCGGAAUGCGCUCGAACAGCAGUUCAGCGCAUCCUCAGGAUCUGUCUAGCUACUUGACCUCUGAUAUCUACCGACUUGAAGCCGAAGUCGAAGGUGAAGGAUGGCAUGUUGAGGUCCCGAAUGCGCUGGCUGCGGCCAAGUUCGGUGCUUCGACUACUGUUAGGGUAGCGGUUGGAGCGAGCUCACCAGCUGCGAAGGAUGCUGUGGUCAAAUUGACUGCCACAUCAGAGUCAGAUUCUAUAGCAAGUAUGACAAAGGAGUGUCACUUUAAAGGUUCUUAG